This is a messenger RNA of Hippopotamus amphibius kiboko, 1129 nucleotides long. RefSeq names its product troponin T2, cardiac type (gene TNNT2). NCBI's taxonomy places the organism in Eukaryota, Metazoa, Chordata, Mammalia, Artiodactyla, Hippopotamidae. Gene Ontology annotation, cellular component: troponin complex. Gene Ontology annotation, biological process: sarcomere organization; regulation of muscle contraction; cardiac muscle contraction. The record is from RefSeq and is a predicted model, not a curated record. Bases 65 to 928 code for a protein of 287 amino acids. Gene Ontology annotation, molecular function: troponin I binding; troponin C binding; tropomyosin binding. The transcript has 16 exons.
CGGCGUGGACACCGCAGGACCCGUCGUCCGUCGGCAGCUCCCGCUCUGGAGGGAAGUGGAGACCAUGUCGGACCUGGAGGAGGCGGUGGACGAGUACGAGGAGGAGCAGGAAGCGGAAGGAGCUGUGGAAGAGCAGGAGGAGGCAGUGGAAGAAGAGGCUGGAGGCGAGGCUGAGGCUGAGGAGGCCAACGCCGAAGAAGAUGGAGAAGAAGAGGAAGGGAAGGAGGCUGAAGAUGGCCCGACGGAGGAGUCCAAGCCCAAGCCCAGGCUGUUCAUGCCCAACCUGGUGCCACCCAAGAUCCCCGAUGGGGAGAGAGUGGACUUCGACGACAUCCACCGGAAGCGCAUGGAGAAGGACCUGAACGAGCUGCAGACGCUGAUCGAAGCGCAUUUCGAGAACCGCAAGAAGGAGGAGGAGGAGCUGGUCUCCCUCAAAGACAGGAUCGAGAAGCGGCGGGCAGAGCGCGCGGAGCAGCAGCGCAUCCGGACGGAGCGGGAGAAGGAGCGGCAGGCCCGCCUGGCCGAGGAGAGGGCCCGGCGAGAGGAGGAGGAGAACCGGAGGAAGGCUGAGGACGAGGCCCGGAAGAAGAAGGCUCUGUCCAACAUGAUGCAUUUCGGAGGCUACAUCCAGAAGGCGCAGACGGAGCGUAAGAGUGGGAAGAGGCAGACGGAGCGGGAGAAGAAGAAGAAGAUCCUGGCCGAGAGGAGGAAGGUGCUGGCCAUCGAGCACCUGAAUGAAGAGCAGCUGAGGGAGAAGGCCAAGGAGCUGUGGCAGAACGUCUACGACCUGGAGGCCGAGAAGUUCGACCUGCAGGAGACGUUCAAGCAGCAAAAAUAUGAGAUCAACGUCCUCCGGAACAGGAUCAAUGACAACCAGAAAGUCUCCAAGACCCGAGGGAAGGCCAAGGUCACCGGGCGCUGGAAGUAGAGGGCAGCCUCCUCAGAGGCCGAGCCUCCUUCUCCCAGGACCUGCUUCUCAGCGUGUCCCUGCCCUGCCCACCCCGACUCCUGGGGUCCUGUGGGACCAGAGGCUGACAUCCCCACAGGCCAGGAGCCGGCCCCGCUGGAAGCCGCACUCCUGCCCGACCCCCCACGCCACGCCCAUCCCAGCCAGUAAUAAAGGCCACAC